UCAAUCAUUACUCUUGCCAUCAUCUCUCACAAAAUCCCGCCUGCUCUCAAAUUUCUGAAAUAAAUCCUCAUUUCACAAAUCGUCAAACGCGAUCUGGGUUCUAUCUUCUUCGAGUCCCCUUCUUGUCAUUGUCACGUGAAUCGCGUCCUGUAGCGACGAAACUCUGUCCCUUGGACACCACAUAACAAAUUAUGACCUUGCCCUCAACCAAAAGAAUAUCUGAGUCGGAUAUGAAGGAUUUAACCCCCAAUUAUUUCGAUUCUCUCGAGACCCUCACUCGAAGCCGCCUAGAGCCCGUUUUUCAGAAAGCGAUCACGGCUAUAGAGGCCAAUAAAUCACCCGCUACACAAAAUACCACCACUGUCAACGAUAUAGGAGAAUUUUUGGUCUCAGCUGCCGAUGUCUGGGUGCAAUUAACCAAGGAAUUGGUUCAGAGUCCGGAAAUGCAUCAGGCCAUCUUAGACGCGCACGAGGAUUCAAAAUCGGAAACCAGAUUGUCAGACCUAUCGGGGAUACUAUUAAUGGAUAUCGAUCUCGCUAGACUCUGCAAGAUCCGAGAUUUAACAGAAAGGUUCUCACGCGAUAUCCACGAUAUUUGGCACGCAGGCGUGAAGGGUAGUCCUACAUCAUCUAGGUAGCAUGCCUGCGUAAUGGGUGGCAAGGUGAAGCUAUUCCAUCAAGAAGAGUCAAACUGGACAAUCAAUAAUAUAUUUCCUAAUCCCUUCACUGUCGUCGCCAUAUUAUCUGGACGAACCA
Ilyonectria robusta is the source of this 756-nucleotide messenger RNA. RefSeq lists its product as uncharacterized. The coding region runs from base 192 to 638 and encodes 148 amino acids. The transcript has 3 exons. The record is from RefSeq and is a predicted model, not a curated record. Lineage: Eukaryota; Fungi; Ascomycota; Sordariomycetes; Hypocreales; Nectriaceae.